GAGAUGUCGCAAGUUUAACUUUCAAAUGAUAACUUAAAUCUACCUAGAUAAUUAGAUUUAAUAUAUUUUUAUUUCAUAUUCAUUCUUAUCUUCAUCUUCCUCUCAUUUUCAUCUUUAAGUUAUUCUUCUUCUUUCUUCUUUUCGAAUCUAUGUUGAAGUUCAACUCCCUUCUUGGUCGGGCGAACUGAGGGGAAGUGUAUUUCGCAGGUGCGCAAUAACGCAUCGUUACAUUUACAGCCUUGCCAGGUACCUAGAACCAUCAUUUCAACCAUUCAAAUUUCCAACCCCAUUUUCUUUCCCUUCCUCCCAAUUCUCUCAUUUGUCCUUAUCCUUUCCAUUACAAUUUACCUUCUUCAAUACAUCCCAUAUUUACUAUUAUAUACCGUCACAGGCACUGGGUACAUCUCGAUGAUUUGCAAGCAGGUUCCGAGCUCCUGGUAUAGGAGCGAGUGUUAUCAGAAUGGAUAGGAAAGGGGAUAUCAGGGCCAGCUCGAGGCCGAGUGACCUCAGCUGUUGCCCGUGGGUCGAACGUCCGCCCAGUCGGAAUACCGUCAGUUUCGGUGUAACUAAUUCCGCGGACCAAGACCAUAUCCCUAUCCAUCCACUCACACACUCCUCCGCCACCACCACCACCGCCGCCGCCGCCGAACUACCGCUUCCUACCCAUCCUCUCUCCCGCCACCUCACCAAGUCAAUGUGCAGAGCACUCGAUUCCAAUUCAAGAUCCUUUCUGCCACAAAAUCAACUCAAUGCCCUUACCCCGCCAUUGGUGAAAGAAGAGCUUAGAAGGGCUUUGCCCUCACUGCCCACAUCUGUCCUUGAUAACUACACCACACAAAUCUUCGGAACCCCGAUUGAAAGUUCUAUUGAUCAAGGAUCUCUGAAGGAGACUCGGCGGCCGAUCACGGCAGUAUCAACAUGCUUGAAUGAUCGGCCAGCGCCUUUCCUAAGGAUAUUCGCCAUCUUAGUUCUCCUCGGAAAAGUAGAUUGUGUGCCAUCAUUUAUAACGGGAAUGUUCACGGACUCCUUACUCCCGAUUGACUAUGACGGCUUCUUGGACGCAUGGGCCCACCAACACAAGACCCCGUCAGCGGCAGCAACACUCAAGCAGUGCUUCAGUGACUGGACCAUGUCUUCUAUUGAAGCUUUUAUCAGGACUCAAUACGUAGUACUGAGUCCGGUAAUUGGAAGACUAGAUGACAUUGCUCUUUACAGCUUCGCCGACAAAAUUAUCCUUCCAUUCCUCGAGGACGACGAUCCCACAACGCCGUCUACCAAAAUAGGGGGGUAUAGUAGCGUGCGCAAAGUCAAGCUCCAUCCGUCACACAACAGCUUCAGACGAGCACAGGGGAACUCCACGUUCGCAUUGAAGAGGCUACAAUCUUGUCGCAUCGAGGAUUUCCAACGUGAGGUUACCGCUCUUAAGCACUUCGCAACCUCCUCACACCCUCACAUCGUCAACAUCCUAGCAGCAUUCCGACAUGGGGCGUCGUUCUACCUCCUCUUUCCCUGGGCCGAAGGCGGCGAUCUGCGCUCGUUUUGGAAACAAAAUCCUACGCCAACACUGGACAGUUCUCUCUGUCAACAUUUUGCAGAGCAAUUUCUCGGAAUCGCUACUGCUAUAUAUCAAAUCCAUUACGGACGAACAACCAAACAUCAAAAUAGUGCUAGUCCGGUCACUAUCCCAAUACAAGGGCAACAUGGAGAUAUCAAACCUGAGAACUUCCUUUGUUUCCAAGAUCACACUGACCUCGAACAACCCACCCUAGUACUGAGUGAUUUUGGUCUAGGGCGUUUUCACAUUCGGGAAGGAAGGCAAGACUCUAGUCGCCCAAUUGGGUUUUCACCUACGUAUCGUGCCCCCGAGCUUGACGUAAAGGGGACCGUGGACGAAGCCUACGAUAUCUGGUCCCUCGGAUGCGUUUUUCUCGAGUCUAUCACCUGGUUGCUUCGUGGUUGGGAAGGGGUUAAGUGUUUCGCUGAAUCUCGAGCCCUCUCUACAUGGUUAGCUAGCGAAGGACAACAGAAGGGCAACAGCUUCUUCUGGAUUGAGGGCAAACCUGGCGCAGGAAAGACACUUCUCUCAAAAGGUGUCAUAACAUGGAUCGACAAACUUGCCAGUGAUAGAGAAGCGAGUCCUUUCCUCAUUGACUUGCUGAACUUGACGCAGGACCAUCUCCUCGUUACCGACUGGAAGGCGAGAGCUAGCAGCUCAUUCCUCGUCGAAAAACUACAAUGUCUUCGGCAGAGAUGCUUGGAGGAUCCAAUAUACACUGUAGCCAUCCCAUCGCCACGGAAACCACCGUGGCCAACCUCUAAACUCACAAACCUCCCCCAAAGCGAUCUUCUAGCAUUAGCUAGCCAAAAACGAAUGAUUCGAGCCAAUAUGGCCCAAACACCCAAUUUUGAUGAUUUUGACUAUCUAGAUCCAAUGAUGGUAUCACCUGAGAGUCUAUGUUGGUCCAAUGCCAACGAGCAGCCACAUGGCGCAAAUCAAGAUGCAAAUUUCUUCGACACCCUAGUUGAUAAUACACAAGCUACGGAUAAUGUUCCGAGCCACUACCCACCGAGUACAACAUCACACCAAUCUGAUCAACAACCUCCUGAAGGCCCUCAUGGCCGAAGACGAACUUUAGAUGAUGCUCUAGGUCCCAGAGAUAUGGGAGACCAACGAAAGAAGAAGCCACGCAAAGCGAAGGCAAAUUCGGCACAAAAUACCUCAAAAAAUAAACGAAAUUCCUUAGACUUUUCCCCCCAAAAGUCACCAGAGGUUCCCAAACCAAUAGGAACAACCCAAGAGUUAUUCUUUGCCUGCCCCUUUUUCUUGCGGAAUCCCGCUGAAUAUGGUUCGAAAACUUGGAAAGCAUGUAUUGGAUCCAAUCCCGGUUGGAAACUAUUCAGACUGAAAGAACAUAUCCACCGUGUUCAUUGCUCAUCUAGCUAUAGAUGCGAUCGUUGUUUGGCCGAUUUCGAAGACAUUUCGGAUCUUAAACAACACCAUCGUUCAGAGCCCCCAUGUCAAAAGAAAUAUUUUAAUGUUAACGUCGAGACUAUUGACAAGGCCCAGGCCGCCCAAAUUCGAAAAAAGCAACGAGGUACUUCAGAUGAAGAUGAAUGGAUAAAGAUGUAUCGCAUCAUAUUCAAAUUAGACUCAGAUGCAGAGACGCCAUCUCCAUACUAUAACGAUGUCCACCAAAGGCUCAACGUACAAGAAGAUAGGACAGGAGGCGAAAAGGCAAUCAAGACUCGCAUUCUCCGUCGACUAGAGGAGAAUAAUGAUAACGAACAAGACACUUUGGAAAUGACAAUUUGUCUCAAGGUUAUGCAACGGUUCGAGCAACAGCCAGAUGGAUAUUCCGUGCCUUCAUACGACAACAUACCAUCGCUCACGUAUGACCAGUCGAAUAAUACCCCCGCCAAGGCAUGCGCUGUUCAAGGAUAUCCUCCGCCGACAUCGAAGGAUGACGCAAUAUCACCAAAUAUAGUUAUCGCAAACACAGAAGACACAACCAGCGACCUUCCGUCUUGGGCGGAGUGGGAAGAAGUCUUCAGGACAAAGCAGGACAUGCCGGAUUAUGCGAAUUUCACGGACUUGGUAGGUAAUGGUGAGAUUUUCCCGGGGGAAUAAUAGGUUACCGCUUUCACUCGCUUUAUCAUCCCCCCUCUUUCGUUUGUUCCGUGGAAUUCUUCAAUCGCAGGCGUUAUGUUUAUAAAUGGCAGCGAAAAGAGAUCUGGGGAGAUGUUUCUCCUUCCGGGUUAUCUCAUGAGUUAUGACGGCAAGACAAAUCCCGUAAUUAGGGAUAGUGCUUGACUUUUUCUAUAGAAUUUUAUCAUGGAUAGGUAGUUAGGCCCAAUAAAUUUAUUAAAAAUUUUAA
Molecule: messenger RNA, 3875 nt
Organism: Hypoxylon trugodes
Lineage: Eukaryota; Fungi; Ascomycota; Sordariomycetes; Xylariales; Hypoxylaceae
Exons: 6
Coding region: 461-3628 (1055 amino acids)
Biological process (GO): peptidyl-serine phosphorylation; peptidyl-threonine phosphorylation
Molecular function (GO): ATP binding; protein serine/threonine kinase activity
Source: RefSeq, a predicted model, not a curated record